Messenger RNA from Coregonus sp. 'balchen', 1278 nucleotides. The record is from the annotation of a GenBank genome assembly. NCBI's taxonomy places the organism in Eukaryota, Metazoa, Chordata, Actinopteri, Salmoniformes, Salmonidae.
AUGCCAGAUUCUACAAUUCCACUGCUAUGCGUCCUGGGGCUCCUCGCGCUCUCCUCUGCAUGCUACAUCCAGAACUGUCCGCGAGGCGGGAAGCGCUCUUUUCCUGAUCUGCAAAGACAGGUAAGUUAUUUUUCGAUGGAAAAAAUAUUGUUUUCGAAGGAAAGUUAUUCAGUUUUGUUCCCAAUAAUUUUAACAGUUGGUUUUAAUUUGGUUGUUCUGGAAGGUAGCGAGUGCUUUGUUGUUUUAAGAAAACUUUACGCCUAUUGGUGCAAAUAAUCCAUUGGUUUGAAAUUAAGUAGCCUAUUAAUUGUGUUCCGUUGUUCACGAAAAUAAAAUAAUUCUUACAGAUAAGCAUCAAAUCAGCUUAAUGUGAAUAGCCUACAAAUGAGCUCUGCCAGAGACAUUCAUUGCGCAAAAUGUAACCUAACGAUAUUUUUGGGCGACAUCGUCCUUCAUGUGACUUCUUGCUCAUGCUUGCGGUAUUGAAUCUUAUAUAAAAGUAGGCUAGAUAGCUUACUAUUAAUUUCAAAAACUGAAACACAGUAGGCUAAUCAGCGGUGUUGUUUCCCGAUAAGCUUUAGUCGUGCGUAAUUGCGCUUCAACACACAGCGAUUAACAAAGGAUCCUUACAUUUUCAGUGCAUGUCUUGUGGCCCCGGGGACAGGGGCCUCUGCUUUGGCCCCAGUAUCUGCUGUGGGGAAGGGAUGGGCUGCUACGUGGGCUCCCCAGAGGCAGCUAGUUGUGUGGAGGAGAACUACCUGCCCUCCCCCUGCCAGGCCGGAGGAAGAGUGUGUGGCUCUGAGGAGGGACACUGUGCUGCACCUGGGGUCUGCUGUGAUGCGGGUAAGACAGCCCUCUUGUUUUGUUAGCCCUAGCCUCUGUCUGUCUGCUGGACUUGAUAAAGACAGUAAAUGGAGAGGUGAGCUUGAAACCGAUGUGAUAUUAGUGAUUUUACUGGUUUUACUAGUAAGAGGUGACUUAUUGUGUAAAUACUUGAACCCAGAUCUUUUUGCCUAUAUACCAUUUUGCAUCAUCCACUAGUUGGUGAGGUAACACUUCAGUUCAUAGUAAUACAAAAAAAAUCCAUAUUGAUGUUUUGUCUACUAUAUGAUUAAGUUCUUUCUUAUUUCUACAGAGAGUUGUCUACUGGAUCCAGACUGCCUAGAGGACAGUAAACGUCAGCCACCUAGCGAGCAGAACAGUUCAUUGAUGGGAGGUUUGGCAGGAGACCUGCAGCAGUGGAUGCUGCAUGCCACCAGCAGAGAUAGACAUCAGUAA